Messenger RNA from Pyricularia pennisetigena, 3225 nucleotides. RefSeq lists its product as uncharacterized. Bases 1 to 3225 code for a protein of 1074 amino acids. The transcript has 4 exons. Gene Ontology annotation, biological process: microtubule-based movement. Gene Ontology annotation, molecular function: microtubule binding; ATP binding; microtubule motor activity. NCBI's taxonomy places the organism in Eukaryota, Fungi, Ascomycota, Sordariomycetes, Magnaporthales, Pyriculariaceae. The record is from RefSeq and is a predicted model, not a curated record.
AUGAGCCGCGCAGACCCAGGCGCAUCUUCUAUCACAGUCGCAGUGCGAGUGCGGCCGUUCACAAUACGCGAGGCGGCGCAAUUGAUCAAGAACGACGAUGGCACAUUAUUCCUCGGUGACGGCUCGUUAGCCGCAGCGCCGACACCAAAACUGAAGCAGCAUGGCCUCAGAUCUGUGAUCAAAGUCGUGGACGACAGGUGCCUCGUUUUCGAUCCCCCAGAAGACAACCCCGUGCAGAAGUUCUCCCGUUCCGUGGUGCCAUGCGCCGGCAAAAAGGUCAAAGAUCAGGUCUUCGCCUUCGACAGGAUAUUCGACGACAACGUGUCACAGACGGAAGUGUACGAGGGAACAACGAAAACGCUCCUGGAUAGCGUCUUGGACGGCUACAAUGCCACAGUUUUUGCCUAUGGCGCCACAGGAUGUGGAAAGACUCACACAAUCACCGGGACGGCAGCACAACCUGGCAUCAUCUUCCUCACCAUGCAGGAGCUCUUCGAGAAGAUAGAGGAGAGGAGCGACGAAAAGGUCACGGAGCUGUCACUUUCUUACCUCGAGAUCUACAACGAGACGAUUCGCGAUCUCCUAGUCCCCGGUGGCAGCAAGCAGGGGCUGAUGCUGAGGGAGGACUCGAACCAGGGCGUCUCCGUCUCCGGGCUGACGAGCCUCCACCCAAAGGACGUGCAGGAGGUUAUGGACAUGAUUGUUCGGGGCAAUGAAUACCGCACAGUAUCCCCGACCGAGGCCAAUGCGACAUCGUCACGAUCACACGCCGUGUUACAGAUCAACAUUGCCCAAAAGGACCGAAAUGCAGACGUGAACGAGCCUCACACCAUGGCCACCCUGAGCAUCAUCGAUCUGGCAGGCAGCGAACGUGCCAGUGCGACCAAGAACCGUGGCGAGAGGCUCAUCGAAGGUGCCAACAUCAACAAGUCGCUGCUUGCUCUGGGCAGCUGUAUCAACGCGCUUUGCGACCCUAGAAAGAAGAACCACGUGCCUUAUCGUAACAGCAAACUCACCCGACUGCUCAAGUUCUCUCUGGGAGGCAACUGCAAGACGGUCAUGAUUGUUUGCGUCAGCCCCUCGAGCGCACACUUUGACGAAACCCAGAACACGUUGCGGUACGCCAACAGGGCAAAGAACAUCCAGACCAAGGUCACCAGGAACGUCUUCAACGUAAACCGCCAUGUCAAGGACUUCUUGGUCAAGAUUGAUGAACAGAUCGCCAUGAUCAACGAGCUCAAGGCACAGCAAAAGGAUGCCGAAAAGAUCUUCUACGCCAAAUUCCGCAAGCAACUCGAGAAGCGGGACGGAGUGGCACGUGAGGGAAUGCAACGGAUUCGUUCGGCGUACGAGAACUCGGCACAGGAGAGGCGAGACAAGAUAAACAACAUGAAGAGGCUAAAGGGGUUCGAGAGGAGGAUUGGGCAGCUUUCGGCUUGGAUUGCCGCCUUCGACGCCAUCUGCGACUCGAAAUCGGACGAGGCCGGAAUGCCGGACAGCCUGGCAGCCAUGAGGAAAACAGCACAGGGUGUCCUUGCCGAGCUUGAGCACAGUCGUCAGCACCUCCACCAGAAGAUUGAGAGGUCCAACUGGGAGAGAAGCAUCGAUUCUGCGCUGCAGCACAGCAUCUCGCAGCUGUCGAGUGGAGACGAUGUGGUUGACAAUGGCGAGGUUGCAAAUCUCACGAGGGAAGCAGAGCUUCUCAAGGCCAACUUCAUCCGGGAGGCUUACAGAGAAGUCCUCGACCAGGACAGAGCAGGCGAUGCUGCCGCAGUCCAGGUGCUCCUGAGUGCGCAAUUCGAGAUGCUUGCUUCAUUGUCCUCGACGUUGCAGAUGGAAGAGGCCGAGGCAGUGGCGCAUGCCAAAACAAUCAUCCACCGCCUCCUCGAGACUGGCAUCUCUGCCACGUCCCACAUCGUCAAGCCUGAUGGAUCUGUUAUGCCUGUGGAGAGGUUCUCGCCGUCAAAGCGCGGAACGCCGAAACGGAAGAAGCUUUCCAAUGUGCACGUCAAACCGCUGGCCGCCCCUGCUUUUGUUGCCAUGUCCGAGGCUCAACAGGAAGCCUUCGCCUCCCCGAUGAAGGCCUCUCCCCGGCGUCGGAAAGCAGGUGCCCAAAGGAAGGGUGUCUCAUUCACACCGGUCAAGAAGAAGUCGCCUUCCCGGAGAUCUGUCCGCUGGCGUGAUGACGAGACAGAGGAGGGCACGUUGGCCGACUUUGCAAAGACGCCGCAAAAGGUCGAGUCCUCCCCCGAGACGACCGACACUCCCACCAAGGCAGAUUUGCAGCCGCCGGCCAUGCCGUCAUACCUGGACAACACAGACGUCGGGUCCGACUCGAGCCCUUCUUUGGUUGUCCCAGAAGCAACCAGUCUUGGUUCUGGCCUGGCGGCUAAGCCAAACAGGUUCCAGGCAGGCUUCCUCUCCAAAGGUCGGGUAUCCUCAUUGGGUGGCGGGUCCCCAUCUAGCAUCCCCUACCCGAUAAACUAUGCUUCCAGCCCAGACAGCGAACGGCCAUCUCCCCUGCGCUCUCUCGACGCAGGAAAGGCGUCAAACAUGCUUUCGCCUCCUCCGUACGGCAUGAGAAAGUCGAGCAUCCCACGGUCUCCAAGCCUUCUUGCCCUAGACGAGAACACGCCGUUGUCGUCGUCUCUUGGUGCACGACCGCCCAGCAAAGUCGAAGCCUCGUCCUCUGGUUCUGAAUCGGACACACCCAUCGACAAGGAUAAUCUCCGCCUGGCCAUUCACAACGUCAAGCGAAAGGACAGGUUGUCGCUGAUGUCUGGCACAGCUGCGUCCAACGCCAAAGCACGCCGCAUCUCGUCAACCGGCUCCACCGGGUCUUCGCACCGGGCUUCGGCAUCGUAUUCGGGCCCAUCGACAUCGCUGUCGAGCUCGACAAACGGCAUCUCGCGCCACCAGCGCCUACGCCGCAAUAGUUCUGAGCGCCGGCGCAGCCCACCCAUCUCGUGCUCGCCCACUGCUAGCGACAGCGACGGCCGGUUGGGUCAGUCGUCCUUUGCCCGGUCAUUCACGCCGGGCCAGGCACGUCGCAUGAACCUAGGCGGCAGUCUCCGCCAAGAGAGCAGCAUCACCAGCCCCAGCGGCGAUAAAGUACCGGUCAAGUCUAGGAGGAUCACGAUCGGCACCGCCGCCAUGGGGUCACUGAACGGCGCCGCCCGGAAGGAUGGUGCCUCUGCGCCUAGGCCCAGCGUCAUUUGGCGAUGA